This is a messenger RNA of Cyprinodon variegatus (sheepshead minnow), 2256 nucleotides long. Its product is annotated as nuclear factor erythroid 2-related factor 1-like. Lineage: Eukaryota; Metazoa; Chordata; Actinopteri; Cyprinodontiformes; Cyprinodontidae. The annotation marks the transcript as partial. The record is from RefSeq and is a predicted model, not a curated record. The transcript is spliced from 4 exons. Gene Ontology annotation, molecular function: RNA polymerase II cis-regulatory region sequence-specific DNA binding; DNA-binding transcription factor activity, RNA polymerase II-specific. Gene Ontology annotation, biological process: regulation of transcription by RNA polymerase II. Gene Ontology annotation, cellular component: nucleus.
AUAAAUGGUGUUGAGAUAAGUGAUGAAGGGGAACAACAAUCCUCUGGCACUGAGCCCACGCCCCCCAGCGCCCUCCCUGAAAAUCAGCCACUGGUUCUGGAUGUGGACCUGGAAACCCAGUGGCGGGAUCUAAUGGACAUCCUGGAGCCUCAGAACAUAGGUGUUGAAAUGAUGACCGCUUUAAACCACACCCCUGAUGGACCUGAUGCUCCGCCCCCUGGCAGGGCUGGACCAGUGGGGCAUCAGAUGGACCCUCUUACAGGGUCUGCAGUCUUGCUGCACGGGAUUCCUGAUCAGUUGGAGCAGAAGCCAGUCCUGCUUCCCCUGACUCCCAGUGAUGAACUGGAUGACAGCAGUUUAGAGCUGAGCGCUUUAGGAAACUACAGCAGGAACUCCUGGUUUGAUCCUCCAACCUACUCACACCUGCUGCCUCAGAAUCCUGUAGAAGACUUUUCCAAAGGAACACAUGCUAACGUCGACGCUACAGCCUUCAGCAUGGAGCUGUUAGCUCCAGAUGUCCCCUCCUUUAGCUCUGAUCUAACUAACGGUUAUAGCCGAGCUUCGGAGCGGAACGAUUUAAACCAACAGCUUGACUUCGCAUCAUUCAGUGUCUUGGAUGAGAUAGAAGCAGACAGUCUUUCCGGUCAAAUAAGCAACUUCUUGGAGGAUUUUAACAUCUUGGAGGACAUGAGCCUUUUGGACGAAGCACUGGGGGAAGGAUUUAGUCCGGACAUGGAGGCCAGACUUAAAGCAGAAGGCUACCUGCAGAGUGAAGGAGCAGAUCGGGGCUCUGCCACAGGCUGGAACUGGAUGGAAGAUCAGAGGCAACCUGACGCACACAAAGACUGCAGAGUAGAGACAGACUCGGACUCCGGCCUUUGUCUGGACUCCAUCCACAGCCCUUCUUCUCCUUCUGUUUCUGAAGGCUCAGCAGAUUAUUCCUCAUGUGCGUCUGCUGUGGAGCAGGUACGUUCUGAGGAAGAUCGCAGCGACACUGAAGGCUUGGCUGGAUCAGAGUUGGAGGUGGAGGUGACCAUCAAGCAGGAGGAGCUUGAAGAUGAGGAGAUGGGAGCUGCUGGGGGAGUUAUUCCUGUCAAUCAUGCAGACCACAAACUGUUUCAAGGCUUUUCCUGGCUGGAACACGUAGGCCAUGAUUACACCUUCAUCAACUCGCCUUUGUCCUCAUCAUCUUCUCCAGCUCGGAGCAGGAAGCUUUCAGCACAGACUAAAACUGCUGGGAGGCGUCGCAGAGCCAGGCCGUACCAGGCCUGCAGCUCCAGACCGCUUCCUGGAGGUAAGAUCUGGAACCGAGAUGAGCAGCGAGCGCGAGCCCUCAGGAUCCCUUUCUCCUAUGAGCUCAUCGUUAACCUGCCGGUGGACGAGUUCAACCUCCUACUGACCAGCUACCCGCUCAGCAAGGAGCAGCUGACGCUGGUCAGGGACAUACGGCGGCGCGGCAAGAACAAGGUCGCCGCUCAGAACUGCAGACAGAGGAAACAAGACGUGCUGCUCACAUUAGAGGAAGACCUGAGGGCCCUGAGACGCCACCAUUCACAGCUGCUCCAGGAAAACCAGAACAGACUCAGCCUUCUGCAGGAUGUGAAGAAUAGAUAUGGACUGCUGUACCAGGAGAUAUUCACCAAGCUGAUGGAUGCCGAGGGGAGACCACUGAAUGCCAAGGAAUACAUGCUUCAAUUUGGACCUGAUGAUACAGUCACGGUGGCUCCACUGAGGGGAAACAGAAACAGCAAAAAACACAGAGAUGUGAAGAAGAGGAGGAGCUGAAUAUUCCUGUAGAAGGAUGGACUUUAGAUAAGGACCUGUCAGAGAAACAGGAAGCUGACCAAUGACUCUAUAAAGCCUCUGCACAAAAACCACGUUAACCAGGGUCCCAACACAUGUAAAUAUUAUACUUAACCAGAGUCAGUCUGUUCUGCUCUACUUUAGGUCAAAGGAUGCAAAACACAAGUAAUCAUUUUACUGAAAAAAACAGAAACAAAUAAUGCUGGUAAAGAUUUUUAUUCAUCCAGGUCAGUCAUUCCAAAAAGUUAAAAGACGAUCCACUGGACUGUGUUUUAAGUCUGAAGACAUUUCAGAGGAGCAGAAAGCUGCUGCCUGCAUCCUCACUAGAACUAAGAAAGUAGACCAGUAGCUGAUCCAGAUAGGUGGUUAGAGUGGGGCGUGAAGGAAGCCAUCUAUGUUAAGAAAGAAAAACCAACCUUAAACUAAAGGGGGGUUUAAGGUUGCUUUCAAACA